GCGUUCUGGAUAUCAAGUCAGAACCCUUUACAGAUAUACCAGGAUCAGUUUAUGAUAUUUUUAAAAAACCAUUUCAAAAAUAUAAGUUAGAACAGAAUCAUAAUAUAAUAGAAUUUUGUAAAGAAUUUAUCUGGAAUGAGAAAUCGAAAAUUAAUAUAGAUGAGAUUUUGGGUAAUAUUAAUUAUGACGAAUGGUUGGAUAAAUUUGAGAAAUUAUAA
Molecule: messenger RNA, 218 nt
Organism: Funneliformis geosporum
Lineage: Eukaryota; Fungi; Glomeromycota; Glomeromycetes; Glomerales; Glomeraceae
Source: the annotation of a GenBank genome assembly